Messenger RNA from Dioscorea cayenensis subsp. rotundata (Guinea yam), 816 nucleotides. Its product is annotated as protein P21-like. Lineage: Eukaryota; Viridiplantae; Streptophyta; Magnoliopsida; Dioscoreales; Dioscoreaceae. The coding region runs from base 20 to 685 and encodes 221 amino acids. Gene Ontology annotation, biological process: defense response. The transcript has a single exon. The record is from RefSeq and is a predicted model, not a curated record. Gene Ontology annotation, cellular component: extracellular region.
AUUGCAACCCUAGCUAAUAAUGGCCUCCAAAAAACUCCUUCCUCUUUUCCUCCUCCCACUCAUCCUUCCAAUCUCCUACGCUGCAACUUUUGAAAUUGUCAACCAGUGCCAAGACACAGUAUGGGCAGCUGCCAUCCCCGGCGGCGGCCAGCAGCUCAACAGAGGCCAAUCAUGGACAAUAACAGUGAACGCCGGCACCACCGGUGGCCGUAUCUGGGCACGCACAGGCUGCAACUUUGACAGCUCCGGCCAAGGCAACUGUGAAACCGGUGACUGCAAUGGUCUCUUGCAAUGCCAAGGCUACGGCCAACCACCCAACACUCUCGCCGAGUUUGCCCUAAACCAGUUCGAAAACCUAGAUUUCAUUGAUAUCUCUUUGGUUGAUGGGUUCAAUGUGCCCAUGGACUUCAGUCCGACCAGUGGGUGUGCACGUGGAAUCCAGUGCUCGGCGGACAUCAACGGGCAGUGUCCUGCAGAGUUAAAGGCUCCCGGAGGAUGUAACAACCCUUGCACUGUGUUCAAAACUGAUGAGUAUUGUUGUAACUCAGGGAGUUGUGGACCAACUUAUUAUUCUAAGUUUUUUAAGAAUCUCUGUCCUGAUGCUUAUAGCUACCCUAAAGAUGAUCAGACCAGCACUUUUACUUGCCCUGGUGAUACUAAUUAUAAGGUGGUCUUCUGCCCUUAAAUUAUAUGGACGUUCAUGUAUGCACACAUGCACUUGCAUGCAGGUAGCUCUUAGAUGGAGACUUGUCUUACGCUCCUUGAUAAUUAAAUAAUGUCGUUGCAUCCGAUGGAUGGGCAAUGCAAUAUAAUGAA